Sinocyclocheilus anshuiensis is the source of this 3046-nucleotide messenger RNA. RefSeq names its product nectin-2-like. The transcript is spliced from 7 exons. The record is from RefSeq and is a predicted model, not a curated record. The coding region runs from base 251 to 1777 and encodes 508 amino acids. Lineage: Eukaryota; Metazoa; Chordata; Actinopteri; Cypriniformes; Cyprinidae.
AGCAAUUCCAUCGGUCGCGCUCUCAAGCUCCAGAUAGAACAGAAGUGAGCGAGUCGCAAGGCGGAGGACUCAACAGCGUUCCGCACAAUAACAUACCUGAGCACACUCCGGGCUUUACUAGCAGUUGGGGCGGACUGAAAUUGCGAGCUGACGAGCCUCAACACACCGCCUCCGGUUCGCUUCGCAAAGUGAACGAAAUUUUAUGCUAAAGUUUCCAGGAUUUGUUUAACCUCCCGCGGCCGAGAGCGGAAUGAGCGACUUCACGAUGAUAGACUGUUGCCUGAUUCUCUGCGCGUGUCUUCUGUCCAGCCAAGCGGUCUGGAGUCAGCGUGUUCGAGUGGAACCCGAGGUCACUGCGUCUCCAAAUGGAUCUGUCAAUCUGCGCUGUGAGUUCACCAACAGCGGAAGCACCAAACUCACACAGGUUUCGUGGAUGUUUGAGCGUGUGGAGGGUGAUAGGCACAACAUUGCUGUGUUCCAUCCCCAAUAUGGAGCCAGUUUUCCUAAUAAAGACUUUGAUGGCCGAGUAUCGUUCACUCAGGGCUCCCUGGAGAACCCCUCCAUUAGGAUCGACAAACUGAGGAUGGCCGAUGCUGGCAGGUACAUCUGCGAGUACGCCACUUACCCCAGUGGAAACGAGCAAGGGACUACCACUCUUAUCAUGCUGGCCAAACCCAGAAACUCUGCUAUCGCCAUCCCAGUGCAAGCCGGCUCUUCUGAGGUGGUCGUGGCCAGGUGCGAAGCAGCCCAAGGAAAACCAGAGGCAACAAUCUCCUGGAUCACAACCAUUGCCGGCCACUAUAACCACACCUCAGUGCCCGAGAGGGAUGGGACGGUCACCGUGAAGAGCGAGUAUCUGAUGAUCCCGACACCUGCUGAAAACGGAAAAGAAAUCACCUGCAUGGUGAAUCAGAGGACGCAGAUCGAACCCAAAGCCUUCCCGCUGAAGCUGGUGGUGGAGUAUCCACCCACUGUGACAAUAGAAGGGUAUGACAAUAACUGGUAUAUGGGUCGGACUAAUGCCGUUUUGACCUGCCAAGCUGAUGCCAAUCCAGCACCCACUGAUGUUACCUGGAGAGCUGCGUCGGGUCAGUUGCCGCCUUCGGUUCAAGUGGAUCAGAACCGGCUGCUGGUGAGGAAGGUGGACGAAACGGUGAACACCACUUUCGUGUGCGAGGUGAAGAACAGUCUGGGCUCUGGCAAGAAAGAGCUGGCCGCAACAAUCAUCGAGUCGACUGAAGACCCUUCCAGCGCUGGCGUGGUGGCCGGAGCCAUUCUGGGAAGCUUCUUGGCACUCGUUUUGGUCAGUGCGUUGGUCGCCGUGUUAGUGAUGCGAAGUCGCCGCCAUCAGCAUGGAUAUUCGGGCGACAGCGAGCAGGGCGCUUAUGGCAACAAAACCCGUCUUUUUGGAGGCAAGAAGGCUAGCAAGAAUGGCGCUGGAGCCAACAACAACGGGCCGAUCUACAUGUACCGCGAAAGCGACCCGGGCACCCUGACGGAGAAAUGCAAUGAGUUCCCGCGCAUGACCGGAAGCACACCAACCGCCCAUGACAUCCUGCUGAGCGGCGAGAUGAAUGAGGCCGAGCGCAGGAAGUUUGACGCUCUGAACGACAGCCUGGAGGAUGAAGAAGAGGACGAAAGGUAUGAUCGUUUCAGCGGACUGCCGCCCAGCUACCAAGUCCACCGGCACGAAGACGAGUGCGCACCUUACCUGGACGACGACAUGGAGUCCCAGCGAGACGGGUCCAUCAUCUCCCGGACAGCCAUUUAUGUCUAGAGGAAGCAGAUAAUACACCUGACUGAUAUUUACUUGACCUUUUAAAACAAAAACACAGAAACUUGCCAUCUGAGGAGUGGAAGCAUAACGGUUAAAGUCGUUUACAUCUGUAGACAAAAGCACUCAUUAUCAAACUGAAAACACUAAUUAAUGCUACUCCUCUCACGAUGUGUACUUUUAACGCAUAAUACUGACUAAAAAUAAGAGUUAUUUGGUUGUUGUGUAACUGUAACUUCUUGUUAACGCCCAUUCUAGCCAGAAUCCAUCUUUUGUGGUUGAUUCACUCCCAUGAGCACAAUACUCAAGUUGGCUCUUUGAAGUGAAAAGAAAGCCUUGUGAUUAACCAUACAGGAUUGUCAAUGCUACGUCGCACGAGUGGCUCAGCAAGCUGUGACCUAGAAGCUAAGGCCGCUCUCUCCAGGUUGCAAACGGCAGGCUUCGUUUAUCAAAUCCCGCGAAUGUCGUCUUCGAGAACAGCUGGAUGUUUUGUUAGCGAAACAGAAAAUAGGCAACGCAAUGCUCGCUCCAGCAUCUGGGUCAUUCAUCUGUGGCACCGAUCAACUCCAGCUGUGAACGCUUUUAACUUUCCCCCACUAUUUUUUAGCUCUCGUUUAUUAAUCGGAUGUCUUGUUACGCUAAAGGAAUUUUCUGAAUGACUCGAGGGGUUCUAGGCAGAGGCGUAAUAGUGUUUUUGUUUUUUACUCUCCUGUCAACCUCUGCAGAACGGCUUGUUCCGGGCCAUGUUUAAUUCAGAAGAGUGUUGUGCAUUAGCCGCGUGUGUUUUUGGCUGAUGCAUGUUUUUCCCAACCCCUGAUUAAUCCAGUUAUAUGAAAACCAUAGAACGCAACAUCUAAAAACUGCAGACAGGAGCACGACUAGCUUCAGCACAAAUCCUUCCAGGAGGAAAUAGGCUUGGAGUCUAUACUGCAACUUCACUAAAACAGAUUAAGUAGAUUAAUGCACAUCGUAGAUUGGCGGCAAAGGCUGGGCCUUGAGAGAAACGCAACUGAUGUGCCUUUGAGUGUGGGAUUAUGUGGACGGCGGAGCGCUUGACGGACCUCAGCGGGGAGCGUUAAGCCAGGCGGCAUAUGCUGCCCGGUUCAAUGGGGUCCACGGUGUUGAAACGCUGCCAGCUGUGAAAAAAGGUCAAGGGGCGAAGCGCUCUCACCGUAUGUUUGGCAGCGAGAUUAGGCCACUCGCUUUACCGAGUCCCUCUAGAGCCGGUCAGCGGUUUGUUUUGAAGCCUUGCGCAUAAGCCGACCUUUUUUU